This is a messenger RNA of Gloeophyllum trabeum ATCC 11539, 1278 nucleotides long. RefSeq lists its product as uncharacterized. Lineage: Eukaryota; Fungi; Basidiomycota; Agaricomycetes; Gloeophyllales; Gloeophyllaceae. Gene Ontology annotation, cellular component: membrane. The transcript has 6 exons. The record is from RefSeq and is a predicted model, not a curated record. Bases 1 to 1278 code for a protein of 425 amino acids.
AUGCCACCCCGCGGGCCGCCAUCCCCUCACCGACCGAUUUACCAUCUCUCGUUCUUUCACUAUGACUUCGCGCGGUACCGCCGCUCGGCGGUGGUCACCAUGCUGAUUUCCAUCGCCAUUAACUUGGUGGUGGUCUGGAGCUGCGGCGCUAUAUUAUACGGCGCCUUCUACCAGCAAAAUUACUUGGGCAAGCUCAAGAUUUACAUAGUCGAUUUCGACGGAGAUAAUCUGGGACAAUACGUUACCGGCGCGUUUAACGCCUCGUUGCAGACGCCCAAUCAUUUCAAGCUCGUAUAUCAGUCUUUUCAGAAUAAUGAAGAUGUGCGCCGUCAUAUCUACGAAGAGCAGGCUUAUGGCGCCAUAAUCAUUAACCGAGGAGCGACACAAACAUGGAGAGAUGCCAUCAGCACGGGCAACUCCAGCUACGACCCCAAGCUUGCGGUAGAGAUGGUCUCAGAGAGCGCACGAAAUCCUCUCACUGCCGGGAGCCACGUCGUCCCCGGUAUGACGGCCGUUCUCCAACCAGUACUCGUGAAUGCUUCGCAGACCGAGGUCUCCAACUACAUGAACGCCAACGUCGGAAACAAUACGGCUCUGCAGAACGUAUUGAAGUGCCCUCAGUGCAUUUCCGAUGCAUUCUCGUAUACGCCCAAUGAUAUCUUGCCCGCGUACAACGCUGCAACACUAGGUGCUCAGCUUUCUGGUGCAGUCUUCCUUAUCGUCUUUGUCUUCGCUGUGACCGGAACGUCCUUUGAGCUCGCCAACAAAAUUGGAGAGCACCUGGAUAUAUGGCACACCAUCGCCUGGCGAAUCCUCCACCCCUCGCUUCACUACCUAUUGAUCGCUCUGUCGCUCACCGGCUGUCAAGCUGCAUUCGGUGUACCCAUGACAUCCCCAUGGGGCGGGAGGGGUUUUGUUAUCUUGUGGAUGUUAAAUUGGUUGUGCAUCUCAGCUAUGGGUCUCGCAUUGGAAGCGUUCUGGACGAUCACGGGCUGGUGGAUCCUGAACUUCUUCCUAAAUUUCUACGUCGUCUGGAACCUCGGCGGUGUGUCGUACUCGUUCGAGGAGAUGCCCGGCUUCUUCAAAUAUUACUACGGGUUCCCCUUAUUCCAUGCAGUGCAAGGAACCCUUACAGUGGUCUAUGGCACGCGGAGUCAUCUGGGUUCAAACUUCGGAGUCCUGGUUGCAUGGAAUGUCGUCUCGAUCAUCGUAUUAGCUGCCGCGACGUAUUACCGCCUAAGCCGGAAUAAGCGUGCCGGCUUCCAUAGGCUCUGGUAA